This is a messenger RNA of Terrapene triunguis (Three-toed box turtle), 538 nucleotides long. RefSeq names its product matrix metalloproteinase-17-like. The transcript is spliced from 2 exons. The annotation marks the transcript as partial. Lineage: Eukaryota; Metazoa; Chordata; Testudines; Emydidae. The record is from RefSeq and is a predicted model, not a curated record.
GGCAGCAUUUCUGGGUCUUCACUGAUACCCAGGUGGAUCCAGGGUCUCCCCGCCCCAUCACCGACCUGGGGCUGCCCCAGGGGGUCACGGUGGAGGCGGCCUUCGUCUGGGGGCACAACGGCAAGACCUACCUCUUCGAGAGCUCCCACUACUGGCGCUUCGACGACCGAGCUGGAAACGUGGAGCCCGGGUACCCCAGACCGCUGACUCUCUGGAAGGGGGUGCCCCCUGGGCUGGAUGACAUCAUCAGCUGGAACGAUGGAAGCACCUACUUUUUCAAGGGCACCCAGUACUGGCGGUUUCUGGGGGGCAGCGUGGAGGCUGAGAGUGGGUACCCCAGGUCAGCCCCCCAGGACUGGAUGUACUGCCAGGGCUCCCCCACUGCAUCGCCGGCCCCGGGGCCCCGGGGAGGAAGCGGGAACCCUGGAGGUGGCCAGUGUCUCUGCAGUGGGGCUCUGCCGGGCCCCCUGCCGGCCUUCCUGACUUGGACCCUGGCUCUGGCAUGGGCCCUGCGGUGACACCUGCCGUGCUGCGCCGA